Molecule: messenger RNA, 1553 nt
Organism: Somion occarium
Lineage: Eukaryota; Fungi; Basidiomycota; Agaricomycetes; Polyporales; Cerrenaceae
Source: the annotation of a GenBank genome assembly
AUGGUAGUAUAAUCUACCUCUGUGUUCAAAUACAGCCAUCGAUCACUCUGUUUCACACGCACCCCACGGGCAGCAUUUGUACUAGACACCUUUGUGCCUCAGGUCCACGUCUCUGCCUGCCGUGCGCACUUGCAUUGUGGAGAAACUUCGCGUUCAAGACAGAAUGUCAUCCAUACUACAGUACCUCCUGAACUGGUCGACAAUAUCAUUGACUAUCUCCAUGAUGACCCAGAGACUCUGAACACAUGUUCGAUCGUCAGUCGGAUAUGGCUUAACGCAUGCAGGUAUCACUUCUUUACUACACUCAGCCUCGCUGGAACUGUUGAACGUGACGACGAGAGAUCCCUCGAGUCCUUCAUCGGCUUUCUGCAUGACUACCUAUAUAUCGCCUGCGAUGUUCGCCAUUUAACCAUACAAGAUAGGCGCAAGAAUCCCGAUGACAUAGAAAGCGACCUCGAUCAGUGAUAUAAGUAUCAUCGGAGCUUUUCUUCUCAUGUCCAUUCUCAACCUCCUUCCGUCUCUGAAGACCCUUACCCUCGAUUCCUUGCAUUGGGAUUCGGAGCUCACCAGCAGUUCAUUUUAUGGCGGAUUGGAUUCGUGGCCGCCUCCAACAAAAUCAUUGGAUAAACUUCUAUUCAGAUUCUCGCUGGUCCAACCCGAUAGUGUGGUCCCUAUACCUGUUGCUCUCGAUUUGUUGUACUAUAUACCAUACGUUCGCGAGCUUCUCCUAGACGAGGUGAUGCACUGUGUCCCAUCCAUAGAGACGGACCCAGGACCUCUCCAUAUUGAACAUGUCACCGAGGCAUUUACACCGGAUUGGUCGUGGCAUGCAUGGAUAUCGCUGUUCAGGAAAGGCGGGGUCCAGUCCACCCCUACAUCCCUAGCCCUGCAGUUAAUCCAUGUAUGUUCUGAGGAAUACUUCGAAGCUGGUGUCGCCGAGUGGAUGUACGAGGUUGGACCUCAUCUGCAACAUCUUCGUCUAGGGAUGUUCGUCGGGGCGAAUGAUGUGCCAAAAAUCGUGCGAUCGGGUUUCAGGCCUUACACGCCCAUAUCUAUGCUCACGUUCGAGUCCUCACGUUUGGACUGAUGCCAAUGAUUUCCCCCGAUACCUGGACCGUCGUCCUUUCGUUGCUGCAUCAAGUACGGCAAUGGCCGUCACUACAAGAAUAGGAUCCCAUGGUGCUAUGAUGCGCUCGACUGGGAUGGUCUGGUACACGAGUGCCAGCAGCUGAAGCUUAAAGAGCCACCUUCAUUCACUCUAGUCGACGCCUCCAUAUCUCACCGUCAGUCAGGCUUGAAUCCAAGAAGUUGGAAUACAUUCCAGGGUUCAAAGUGCAGUAGCCUGUUUCGACACUCUGGGAGCCAGUAAUGGAACUGUAGUGGUUUAGGCUGAGUAUGAACCUUGGUGCCUUCCAAUCCAUACUUCACCCUUCUUUUCGCGCGCCAAGGCAAGGGCCUGCUUGAGUACUCUCUGGCAGGUUGUAGUCGAGAUAGUGGUAUUAGAGUAAAGAACGUAUGAUGACAAAGUAAAGAACCAGCAGAUCAGGAACGAC